GUGUGCGGGCACACUGCACUCUAAAAACCAUCACAAAAACAUGAACAAUUGUUAGUAAUUGGCAAUCCGAUACGAAAACUCUCCUUCAAGAUUCUGGCAAGGAAAGGUGCGUCCGAGUUAAGAGCGUAGAAUGUUCGACAGCCAUGAAUUGAGUGCAUAGCAAAUCCCAAUGCGCGUGCAGCAUAUGUAAAUAGCUUUCAACCGUUUCGUGCAAUUGCGUCGUGUUACAAAACUUUGGCCCUGGCCAAAUCCAGCAACAACAAAAGCGACGAGUGCUAUGUGCAGUGCGGUCAUUGACAAGGUAGCUGUAACCCCUGGCGAUGACGAAUCCUUCGUUAUCUAUCACGACGGCAAAGCUCUGCAACUCCACUGGAAGGGAGUGCCACCACUGGCACGACCGCCCGCGUUGCGGAUCUGUCGCACAGGCGCUGCUGACCGCGGCGGUGUUCUCCUGUUGACAACAGACCAAUCGCUCUACGCGGGCCAGUUGCAGUCAAACCGGAGCACGCUGGAUCUGACCCUUAUACGUACGGAUGCUGUCGAUGUGGACUACUGCAGCGGCAGCCUGGAGCUGUUCGUGGUGCUCACCAAUGGUUCCGUGCUGCGCCAACUCAUCACUGGUUUCGGGCUGGACAGAGACCUGCGCCACCCGCAUGCCUGGCAGACGCUUAGUUUCGACCCCCUGGAGAUUCUCGACGAAGGCGUCCGAAUACGUCGCGUCUGCUGCUCUGCCCAGGGCGUCGUCUUUGUGAGUGCCAGCGGCGAGACGUAUGUGAUGGGCAGUUGCGGGGAGGUCUUCAAGGCGGAGCUGCAGCCUCGCCACAUGCGACUCUAUGAAGAGGGAAAGGAGCUGCUGGAUUUGGCGGCGGGAAAUGAGCAUUUUGUGAUGCUGGUGGCCCCUCAAAACCUGGCGGAUGAUGUGCUACAACUGCCGGCUGCAAACAAGGAGGAGCCCGAAGACGAUAGCGCCUCCGUCAAGUCGCUGAGCAGCGGAAACUCUGUGCGCAGCAUUGCCGCAAACACGAGGCACUUGCUUCACCAGGGAUAUGCCCUGCUGCACACCCAGCUCUUCACAUUCGGAGCCUCCAAUAACGGACUGCUCGGGACGGGGGACCACAUUCGACGAGCCAAUGUCGCCAGGCUGCAGAAACUGGACAGCAUGGGUGUGUGCAGCAUAGCGGCGGGGCUGGAGCACACGGUUGCCCGCACCCUAGAUGGCAGGCUCUAUCACUGGGGCCUGAACACCCACGCUCAAUUGGGCGAGGAUUUGAGCGCCCCAAAGGAAAUUACCAUAGCGGAUCAGGCAGCUGCGUUACCCAUAGAACAAAACUCUGCUCUGGAGGCCACAUGUGGCGAUUACCACACUUUGCUGUUAAAUGCAUCUGGACAAAUACAGGCGCUUCAACCGCCUCCUCCAAUGCGACACCUGCAGCAGUCGAGCACCUACGCCCAAACCCUACUCCAGCUGCAGUUGGGAGCGGCCUGGCCACACCAGUUGCGUCUCCUGAUGUGCUCCGGUGGGUAUACUCUGCAUAAUCAACGCCAGUUCCAGCGUCACUACCAUUACUACCUAAGCCACCUCCAGUCGCAGCUCCAGCUUCUACUGAAGCACCGCCAGGCCGUCCAAACUCUACAAAUCUGGCAGCAGCAAUCCUCGCUGGAGGCUCUUAGUGCUCUUGGCCCGCUGCUGGUCAACUGGGAGCGGAUGCUCUGUCUGCUGGUGGUCACGCUACACUCUUUGGAGGGAUUCUACCGGGCUGACUUUGUCCAGCCUGCCGAUCUGCUCUUCAUCUGCUAUCAUAAGGAAUACAUAGAGCUCUUCGAGGGCUACACCAGGGCCUACUGCGACGUGUACUCGGUGAACGGAUUCGUCGAAGCGGUGGCCUCUAUUGCAGGCCUCAGCAGUCCCCUCGCGGAGCUCAACGAGGAAAGCUAUGUGACGCGCCUGUUCCAGCAACCAUUCAGCAUAUACCAACUGUUCAUUCAAUUCAUGGAGCUUCUGAUAAAGACGCAGUCCGAGUACAACGAGCAUCGCCUGGCCUGGACGGAGUUCGCGCGGCAUAGUUGCAUUAGCCAGGAGCUGGCUGUGAAUACCAAAGAUUUCUGGAACAGCAACGAUCGCAACCCACGCAUUGUGCAGUUCAGACGCAGCCAGCGACGGGUCAUCCUCACGUCCGCUCUGGUUCCCCUCAAAUUGGCAAACUCGGGCCUCAGCAUGACCAGCAACAGCUUCAUCCUCUUCUCUGACUUUCUCUGCCAGUUGGGAGGAAGUUCGCUGUACUGCUAUCCGCUGACCACGUUAUGGGUCUGGUCAGAGGGUGAGACUGGCCUGAAGCUGGUCACGCCCGAGAAGAGCUUUCUUGUGAUCACGCGUUCCCAGGAGAUGCGCAAGGUCUGGCUAGAUCAGCUGCAGUCGAGCAUUGUGGCCGCUCUGGGGCGACCUUUAGGCAGUCCCGUGCCCAGUUCUCGCUCCACGGGCUACGAGUACAGUCGCGAGCAUCCGAAGUACGCCAGAGUGCAGGCGUGUGGCACUUGGAGGAAGGGCGUCCUUCAUGGCAACUGCUACCUGGAGUAUCCCGAUGGCAGUGUAUACUGCGGCGAAGUAUGCCAGGGAGUAAUCGAAGGAUACGGCAAAAUGGUGAUUCCCUCGACGGGUCUCUAUGUUGGCCACUUUAAGGGAAGCCGUUUCCACGGCCACGGCCUGUACGAGAUCCACUGCAAGGAAUCGCACGAGAGCGAAGUCUACGAGGGCAACUUCUGCGAGGGACUCUUUCACGGGCAUGGGAUGAUGCGGAACAACCGCUACAUCUACGUGGGCGAGUACCAGGCCAACACCCGCAGUGGCUAUGGCGUCAUGGAGGACCUGAUCAGCGGGGAUAAGUACAUGGGCAUGUUUGCGGACAACAAGCGGGUGGGUAUCGGGACUUGCAUCACCAAUAAAGGCGAUUACUUCGAGGGCAGCUUUGCCGGCGACGAUCUAGUGGGCAGUGGCGUGGCGAUCUUCGAGAACGACUACUACUACGAGGGUGAGCUGUCACUACACGGACCCAAUGGCCGGGGAGAGUACUACAUGCCCAGCGGAGAUGCGGGCAUUGGGCGGGCAUCAGCGAUGGGGUCCAGCGAGGAGAACGACGACAACUACGAGCUUAUUGGCAACAAGAUGUUCGGCCAGCUCAGCGGCAGCUGGGAAACGGUGCGCGUGCAAGCUGGAGAACUUGUGCUGAACCGACGUUUUCCCAAGUACCCCAGUUCCCUGGGCCGACAAGUCGUGGAUCACAAUCGCAAGUGGCGUUCGUUGUUCCAGAACUUUGAAGCGGAUCUGGCUAGUUGCACGUCCAGCACUAGCUCUGGAUCCACCGUGGCCCCUGUGCCUAGCAGCACACUCAAGAAACCAGCAAAACCCUCGCUUAGCACGGCCCAGCUUUGGAACUGCAUAGCCGUGUACAUGAGCAAGCAGCGGGCUCGGGAAGGUUCCAAGCCGGGAAACUAUUUCAAUAAUAUUUUGCUCAGUCUGCCGCUGCCUCAGAAAUCGCCAUCCCCAGUGGCCAAGGCCAGGACAACAACGACUGCCUUGACCAAGCUACAUGCGGAGGCUGCUUCGGCACUGGAUUUUCUCGGGUUUCCGCCUCGCCGCAUUCACUCGCAAGAAGCGCUAAACAGCAAGCAGGGAGGCCUGCAGCGAGCUGACAGCCUGCUCUCGAUGGGCCAUAACUCCACGAAGGACUUGGACUCAAGUAGCUUGGCUAGCUUUCAACUGGAUCGAAGUGUUCGGAACGGAAGCUUCAAUGGGGAGGGCCGCGAGUCUAGUCCGCUCAGUGAAAGCUUCGGUAGCAUGAACCACAGCAACAACAACAACAACAACAACAACAAAAAUGUUUCCAAGCAUACCAGCAACGGUAGCGAUUGCUCCAUAGCCUCUACCAGCUCCUCGUCGAAUGCCAUACUGGAUCAGGUGCCCAGUUUUGGCAUGGCUUCGACGCUAAGCGAGCUGGAUGUCACAUCCAUUCGUGUGUACCUGGAGCAAGCCUUCAAGGAUCGCCACCAUCCGCUGCACGCCUUGAACGAACGGAUUGCCAACUGUUUCCACUACUCCUAUGGAUAUUGGAAGGUCAAACCCACACCGAUCCUGGCCAAGCAGGCCAUGCGCGAAUGGGAGUCCAUCUCCCGACGCAUCUACCGCUUUGUGCGAAAAAUGUUUCCAGCCCUGCCAGAGGACUAUUGCCACUUGGAGGGAAGCAGGGAGGUGAUUUCCCACAUUACUCUGCUGUAUCCGCUGGUGCUAUCGGAAGGCAUUUACUCCACCCUAUUUGUGCUGUAUGCCAACAAAUACAGCCGCAAGGACGAGAUUUACAGGCUAAACCUAAACCAUGCCGAGAAGCUAAACGACCAAGAUCUUGUCACUCUGAUGGGCCAUGAGAGUUUCCUUUACACUGUGAUGCUGGACCCCAAGUUUGAGGAGUCUGUGCAGACCUUGAAGCAACUGCAGGAGAAGUUCAGUCCCCAGGAUAUGCUGACUGUGAUACAGCGUAGCACGCAACUGCUAACAGAGGCGUAUGAGCAUGCGAUGUCUGCCAAUGCCGCCCAGCUGAAUGCGGACAACAUGAUACCGCUCACAAUGCUCACUAUGCUGCGUGCAGCUGUACCCCAUUUGGGGGCGGAGCUAGCCCUGCUGGACGACCUGACGGGUGGCCCGAACUUCCAGGCCGAAAUGAAUGGCUUGGCGGGCUAUUGCUACACAACUCUAAAGGCUGCCUACGAGCAUGUGACACUAAAGGCUCUGCAAAGUACGCACUGAGUCUCAGGCUUAGCCUCGUAUGCUUUCAAGCAUACAAAAAUACAUUUUUAAGCAGGCAUUGAUGGCUAUACGAUUUCAGUGCCUAUGUUAUCUGCAUACAUAUGUAUGUGUACUUCUUGGACGAACCUUGUGCAAAUACCCCUAGUAGGCUUACGAAUGUUAUUUAUGUACAUAUAUACAUAUUGAUGUACAGUAGACGUGUGUGUGUGUGGACGGAUGGUCGCCGAUCGACGAUCGACGAUCAGUGUAGCAAAAGUGUAUCUAUAUCUGUUUCAUAUAUUCUAAGCAAAACACACCUUACCACAUUCCGAUUAUUUACCAAAACAUAAAUUAUAUACUAU
Drosophila subobscura is the source of this 5136-nucleotide messenger RNA. It is a transcript of the gene Als2, whose product is annotated as alsin homolog. The transcript is spliced from 5 exons. Lineage: Eukaryota; Metazoa; Arthropoda; Insecta; Diptera; Drosophilidae. The coding region runs from base 278 to 4795 and encodes 1505 amino acids. The record is from RefSeq and is a predicted model, not a curated record.